Molecule: messenger RNA, 763 nt
Organism: Otolemur garnettii (small-eared galago)
Lineage: Eukaryota; Metazoa; Chordata; Mammalia; Primates; Galagidae
Product: EF-hand calcium-binding domain-containing protein 1
Exons: 6
Coding region: 1-588 (195 amino acids)
Molecular function (GO): calcium ion binding
Source: RefSeq, a predicted model, not a curated record
AUGAGACUUCUGAUCAAAAAACGUGAAAUAGAGUGUCUCGUAAGACUUUUUCACCGCUUGGUGGGAGGAAUUGGUGGCAGACAAGGCAACACCGGGCUAGACUGUAACACCUUUCGAGCCAUCCUGCACAGCAUGUUUGGAAUGACUGAUGAUAUGUUGAUGAAUAGGGUGUUUUUUGCAUUUGACAAAGACAAUGAUAACUACAUAAAUGUUAAAGAGUGGGUUAAAGGAUUAUCAGUGUUUCUUCGGGGGACUUUUGAAGAAAAGCUGAAGUUCUGUUUUGAAGUUUAUUAUUUGGAUGGAGAUGGCUACAUUUCUCGAGAGGAGAUAUUUAACAUACUGAAGGACAGUCUACAUCAACAAUCAUCUGAAGAAGAAACCGAUGAAGGAAUCCAUGAGUUGGUAGAUAUAGCAAUGAAGAAAAUGGACUAUGACAAAGAUGGCAAGAUAUCAUUUGCAGACUUUGAAAAAGCAGUGAGAGAAGACAGACUUUUGUUGGAGGUGUUUGGACCAUGUUUACCAGAAGCAAAGAAAUGUUUUGAUUUUGAAGCCUUGGCAUUCAGAAACAUCCUGACUUCCUGUUUUUGAAUGUGAAUCACUCAAUACUUGUAUGAAAAUCAGAAGAUCCUGGUUGUCUAUCUUCAUUUGUGUUGUAAAGUUCCUAUAUUUGCUUCAAUUAGUUUACAGAUAGUUAUGGCAAUGGGAGAGAUAAUGUUAUAUGACAUGAACAGUUUCUGUUCAUAUGAAGUACGGAUCAAAAAUA